Messenger RNA from Myotis davidii, 428 nucleotides. RefSeq names its product olfactory receptor 2AG1-like. The annotation marks the transcript as partial. The transcript has a single exon. Gene Ontology annotation, molecular function: G protein-coupled receptor activity. Gene Ontology annotation, biological process: G protein-coupled receptor signaling pathway. The record is from RefSeq and is a predicted model, not a curated record. Gene Ontology annotation, cellular component: membrane. Lineage: Eukaryota; Metazoa; Chordata; Mammalia; Chiroptera; Vespertilionidae.
CCACCCUGGGAAGUGGCUUCAUAUUGAUGGGGAUUCUGAAGGACAGUGAGUCUCCUGAGCUGCUCUGUGCCAUAAUCACAAUUCUGUACAUGUUGGCGCUGACCAGCAAUGGCCUGCUGCUCCUGGUCAUCACAAUGGACACCCGGCUCCACGUGCCCAUGUACCUCCUGCUUGGGCAGCUCUCACUCAUGGACCUCCUCUUCACGUCUGUUGUCACUCCCAAGGCCCUAGUGGAUUUCCUUCGCAGUGAAAACACCAUCUCCUUUGGGGGCUGUGCCCUUCAGAUGUUUCUGGCACUGACUCUGGGUGGUGCAGAGGACCUCCUACUGGCCUUCAUGGCCUAUGACAGGUAUGUGGCUAUUUGUCAUCCUCUGAACUACAUGGUCCUCAUGAGUACAAGGGUCUGCUGGCUCAUGGUGGCCACAUCC